UUUGCCAUAAAGAACCGCUUCAGGCAUCGCAGCAAGACGUUCCCUAAGAGAGAACACUGGAUGGACUGGGCCGAUGAGAAAUAUGACAAAUUGCUGGUGGCCCAGGUGAAGAUGGUGCUGAAGGUUCUGUUUCUCUACAUCCCCCUUCCCAUGUUCUGGACUCUGUUUGACCAACAGGGCUCCAGAUGGACCCUCCAGGCCACCAACAUGGAUGGAAACUUUGGAAUUCUCAUGGUGCAGCCAGAUCAGAUGCAGACUGUCAACCCCAUCCUGAUCCUGGCCCUGGUCCCCAUCAUGGACAGCCUGGUCUACCCUCUCAUAAAGAAAUGCCACCUGAACUUUACGCCUCUGAAGAGGAUGACAGUAGGGAUGCUGAUUGCUGCGUUGGCUUUUGUAGCCGCUGCCCUGCUGCAGUUACAGAUUGAUCAAACCCUUCCCAAGCUGCCUAAAGGUGUGGCAGGCCAGGUCAAGUUCCUGAAUCUCAACCAGGCCCCGUUGACUGUUACCAUCGAUGGGACAGCUGACGUGUCUGUACCUGCUCACCAGGUGAAUACUGGGGGCUACUUGACGUUUGACAAACCAGUCAGAGUCGUGUUCAACAAGAACACGGCAGUGGAUCUGCCCUUAAUGUCCCAGACCCGACGCACAGCCCUGGUUUCUCCAACCCUGGAUAUGAACUUGUCUUGUUAUCCAUCUAAAGUGUUCCUGACCUGUUGUUUUGCUGUUUCACACCGUAGAUUCGUGAAUGGUUUGGGCAGUCCGUUGAAUGUCACGUUGGGAGUCGGUGACAUCGCUCCUCUGUCUGUCUCCAACUACAGUCUGGUUCCACAGGGAAAGGCGGAGUUUACCAUCAUGAACAGAGGUGGUGCAUCGUGUCUGUACUCUAAAGAGCUGGGCUUUGGCAGCGCCUUCACCCUCGUCAUACCAUCCACAUUCAACAUCGGACCCCCUGAUUGUUGGCAGGCCAUCCAGGUGGUAGAAGACAUCAAGCCCAACACCAUCCACAUGGGCUGGCAAAUCCCUCAGUACUUCCUCAUGACAGCAGGAGAGGUGGUGUUCUCUGUGACUGGCCUGGAGUUCUCCUACUCGCAGGCGCCUAGCAACAUGAAGUCGGUGCUGCAGGCUGGUUGGCUGUUCACCGUCGCCGUGGGAAACAUCAUAGUGCUGAUUGUUGCCGAGGCAGCACAGCUCUCAGAUCAGUGGGCAGAAUAUAUCCUGUUUGCCUCUCUCCUUUUGGUGGUGUGUAUUGUGUUCGCCGUCAUGUCCUACUUCUACACCUACACUGACCCAGCGGAGAUCGAGGCCCAGUUCUGCCAGCCGGAACACGAGCCGGAGGAGAAGAAGAGAGAUCGGGUUGAGAUGGAGAGAAAGGACUCAGACUGCAGCAAGAGCAGCAAGGGUUCUGACAAGAAGAAGAGGGAUUCUGUUGUUGAGCAGCAUAACCAAGACGUCAAACAGAGCAAGAUGUAAAACUCCCCAUCCACACUACCUCCUCCUCCUGAACCAAUCAGAACAGGUCUCAGAGAGAGAACCAUUGGAACUUAAUCUUAUGAACAUUAAUCCUUACAGCUUUAUGGGUAAAUUUAGACUUUGAUAUAUUGUAAAUAAUUUUUUACAACGAUUUAUUUUGCACCAUGUAGCAAAAGCAACAUUAUGAAUGUAUUUUUGCUCAUCAUAAUUUAUUUGAAAGAGGACAUACUGUAUGAAUGACCAUUCCUAUUAAUUUCCCAGUACAGUGUUUUGUGUACUGGAUAUGUAGUUGUUUUGGGUUUGAUGUUGCCAGGGACUCUUGGUAUUAAUUCCACACCAAGUGAGUCCCUGGUAGUCAAGUGCUUCAAUAAAGAGGAUGAGUCUAA
This is a messenger RNA of Oncorhynchus keta (chum salmon), 1856 nucleotides long. Its product is annotated as solute carrier family 15 member 1-like. The transcript has 14 exons. The record is from RefSeq and is a predicted model, not a curated record. Lineage: Eukaryota; Metazoa; Chordata; Actinopteri; Salmoniformes; Salmonidae. Gene Ontology annotation, cellular component: membrane. Gene Ontology annotation, biological process: transmembrane transport. The annotation marks the transcript as partial. Gene Ontology annotation, molecular function: dipeptide transmembrane transporter activity.